Messenger RNA from Drosophila hydei, 2077 nucleotides. RefSeq names its product nose resistant to fluoxetine protein 6-like. Lineage: Eukaryota; Metazoa; Arthropoda; Insecta; Diptera; Drosophilidae. The transcript is spliced from 9 exons. Gene Ontology annotation, molecular function: acyltransferase activity, transferring groups other than amino-acyl groups. Bases 14 to 2077 code for a protein of 687 amino acids. The record is from RefSeq and is a predicted model, not a curated record.
UUUAAUCAUUAACAUGGUCAAAAUAAUAGCAGCGCUGCUGCUAGUUGGACUGGCUAUGGUCAGUUCUUUGGAGCUGGAAUUCGAUGAAAUCGAUUCCCUAGACAGCUAUGAACAAUUUAUGGAACUGCGUCCGCUUGCCAUGGAGUUCUCACAUUACUUCAGGAAUAUAACUACAGCAGACUUAAAUAUGCCUAGCACGCGUGAGCCCAGCCAGCAGGAUUUCAACUGUUUGGCUGAUAUGAUUCAGCUGAUGAGUGGGCUUAGCUCGAGAAGCAUGUGGGCCUUAAAGAUGUUAGAUGCAUGGGGCACAUUCCCCAAGGGUGUACUUUAUGGCAACCAAAUAGACUUUGGCAACUACGAUGAGUGCAUUGGGAUUAACAAGGCUAUUAGUGAUGGUCACACUAUUAAGGGCAAAUAUUGUUUUGCUGGCUUGCCCAUAGCCAAGCUAGGCAUUAGUCUAAGGACCGCUGUUUGCUUUCCCGCCUCCUGUACCGCAACGGAUAUGAAUAAAUUUCUACAGCCACUGCUGGAGAAACUAUUAAAUAUCAAAGUCACUAAGCCCUUGGUCACAGAAGCCACGUGCAGAACAAACGAGCGGGUAGAGCUCGAUGGUCUAACUAUAUUUACUAUUGUUAUACUCUCACUGCUGCUUGCUGCCGUCGUUUUGACAACAAUCUACGAUUAUUUCUUCUGUGAAGAUGAAAAGCAACUGCCGGCCUUGAUUAAGAUCUUUUCAGCACGCGCCAAUUCCCGGGUGCUGUUUCGCCUCGUUCAGCCCAGGUCGAAUCCAAAUGUUAUCGAUUGUCUCAAUGGCAUGCGCUGCAUGUCCCUCAUCUGGGUACUGUUUGGCCACCAAUACCUCUUCGCCUUGAUGGCGCCGAAUAUCAACCAAUAUCAAUUGAAAUGGUGGUUCGAGAAGCCCUUCUCAAGCUUUGUGCUACAUGCAGCCUUCUCUGUGGACACAUUCUUUUUCCUCAGUGGCCUGCUGCUGGUUGUGAUUUCGAUGCGUUCUCUCGAAAAAACAAAGGGUAACCUGAAUAUUCCUAUGAUGUAUCUCCAUCGCUAUUUGCGCCUGACUCCCGUCGUGGCUCUGGCCAUACUGGUCUAUAUGACCCUAUUACCAUUUAUGGGUGAUGGCCCUCUAUUCAACAGCAUUAAGUUCGAUGACUAUAAUCAUUGUAAGAAGACUUGGUUCUGGACUUUACUGUUCCUACAAAACUAUGCGACGCCAGAUCUGUGCAUCAAUCACAGCUGGUAUUUGGGUGUGGAUAUGCAGCUAUAUAUACUCUCUCCCAUAUUUCUGAUAUCCUUGUACAAAUGGGGCAAGAAAGCUGCUGCUGGAAUCUUUGUUUUUAUGCUUAUGCUCUCCGCUUGCCUCUUCAGCACAAUGAUGAUUAAGAAAUAUCCCAUUCAUAUGGAAAUUGGCCUCACUCCAGACCUCGCUCAACGUAAGCUCUACUAUGCCACCCACAUACAUGCAGCUCCCUGGCUGAUCGGCGUACUCUUUGGAUAUUUCCUGCAUGUGAGUCGCAGCCAGAACUUUCAGCUGAAUCGCAUUAAGGUCUGGUUGGGUUGGAUCAUCAGUUUGGCUUUGAUAUUCACGUGCAUAUUUGUGCUAUAUCCAUUUGCCAAUUAUCGAAAUCCGCCAUUGAAUAUGCUGGAAGAGGCUCUUUACUAUACGCUAGCCCGCAUAGCUUGGCCGCUCAGCUUGUGCUGGGUGGUCUUUGCCUGCAUGAGAGGCUACGGUGGCUUGGCCAAUAGUUUUCUGUCCUGUCCGCUGUGGCAGCCGCUGUCAAGGAUCUCCUACUCUGCCUAUGUUUUUCACAUUUUCAUACAACAACUCAAUGGUCGACGCAUGCGAACGGGCACAUUUUUCUCCAACUACGAUGUGAUGCUACUUUUCUGGAGCGGCUUUGGCUUUGUCUUACUGUUGUCUUACGUGGUCUACAUCAUGAUGGAGGCACCUUUCGGUGUGCUAGAGAGCAUGUUUAUCUCCGGAAAGAAGCCCAAAUCGAAGCCAGAGCCACCAAUAGAGCAAACUGCUAAUAACAACAAAGCUGAGCCGGAGCAGAGUUGA